Messenger RNA from Amorphotheca resinae ATCC 22711, 1569 nucleotides. RefSeq lists its product as hypothetical. Gene Ontology annotation, biological process: xenobiotic detoxification by transmembrane export across the plasma membrane. The transcript is spliced from 2 exons. NCBI's taxonomy places the organism in Eukaryota, Fungi, Ascomycota, Leotiomycetes, Helotiales, Amorphothecaceae. Gene Ontology annotation, molecular function: xenobiotic transmembrane transporter activity; antiporter activity. Bases 1 to 1569 code for a protein of 522 amino acids. Gene Ontology annotation, cellular component: membrane. The record is from RefSeq and is a predicted model, not a curated record.
AUGGCCGAUUCAAACGGUGGUAAAUCUUGGGUUCCUGCAUUCCUCCGCUCUUCCAAGUCCUCUCCCACCGCCACUCCUCCAAACGAGAGAACCUCCCUCAUACCCAAGCGGACCGUCCCGCCGUCAGAGCACUCCUCUUCCGAGGGCGAGACCUACGAAAUUGAAGAGAGCUCUCCGGCGAAGAAAUGGCUCGCGGAAUUCCUGCUAUUGUUGCGGGGUUCGAUCCCAGUGAUCAUCGCCUACACGCUCCAGAACUCACUGCAGACUUUCUCGGUGCUGAUCGUGGGACGGCUGAGCCCUGAAGCAUUGGCCACUGCGGCUUUCAGUUAUAUGUUUGCUAUGUCGAGUGCAUGGCUCAUUGGGCUUGGGGGGUCGACGGCUCUCGAUACCUUGGCUUCUUCCUCGUUCACCGGGAGCAAGAAUCCGCACGAUCUGGGAGUACUACUGCAAAGGGGAUUCAUCGUGUUGACAAUCUUCUACAUUCCCGUGGCGAUACUCUGGGCUUGCUCUGCACCAUUCUUCCGGCUCCUGGGCCAAGAAGAGUAUCUCUGCAUUAAUAGUGCGAAAUUCCUAACGGCGUUGAUUCCGGGUGGGUUGGGAUAUAUCUACUUUGAAUCCAUGAAGAAGUACCUCCAGGCACAAGCCAUCAUGCGCCCUGGAACUUACGUGCUCCUAAUAACCUCUCCUAUCAACAUCCUCCUCAACUACCUCUUCGUGUACACCUUCAAACUGGGGCUCCUAGGUGCUCCUAUUGCAACCGGAAUCUCAUACUGGCUGUCCUUCUUUGGCCUCGUCCUUUACGCCCGCUUCGUCGCCGGGUCCGAAUGCUGGGGCGGCUGGUCGCGCGCCUCGCUCCAUAACAUCGGGACCUUUGCUCGUCUCGCCGGCCUCGGUGUCAUCCACGUGGGCACCGAAUGGUGGGCUUUUGAAAUCGUCGCUCUGGCUGCCGGCCGGCUCGGCACGAUACCCCUCGCCGCCCAGAGCGUGAUCAUGACCACCGACCAAGUCAUGAACACGAUCCCCUUCGGGAUAGGAGUCGCAGCAUCUGCGCGCGUCGGGAACUUGCUCGGGGCUCGCAACGCAAAGGGCGCUGCGAGCGCGGCCAACGUGGCGGCCUGGCUGAGUAUGGUCAUGGGCCUGCUCGUUUUAAUCGUCCUGAUGGCCGUGAAGGAUUUCUAUGCAAAGAUCUUCAACGAUGACGUCGACGUCAUCAAACUCACCGCCGAAGUCAUGCCCUAUGUUGCGCUGUUCCAGAUCGCAGACGGCUUGAACGGGAGUUGUGGUGGCUCGUUGAGGGGUAUGGGAAGACAGCAUAUCGGCGCGGCAGUCAACAUCAUCUCCUACUAUGCGGCGGCCCUGCCCCUUGGCAUCUAUCUUGCGUUCAAUGGCUGGGGAUUGGGGGGACUCUGGGUCGGACAGUGCAUUGCGCUGUACCUGGUUGGGGCUCUGGAGUGGGUUAUUGUCGCGCGCAGCGAUUGGGAGUAUCAAGUCCACAAAGCAUUUGAGAGAAUGGAUCAUGGGGACCUGGCUGAGACGGGGGCAGGAGAUCUGUUAUUCCCUGAAGAGUAA